AUGGACGACAUUGAUGCAGCCUUCGAUGACGCAUAUCGCACAAAUCGAAUCGAAGCAGGGGACGAUCCGAACUCUCUUCCCAACCCUUACUCUCGACCUUCACUUACGGACUCAGUCCCCACCAAACACUCGGCCGAACUUCAUGGCGGCGGUGGAGGAGGGUUUAUCAUCGAUGGCAAUGAUUCCGGUUCAGGUGGCGAUGGCUUUAUUAUCGAUGAUCAAGUCACUUCCGGUGGUGGUGGAGGCUUUAUAAUCGAUGAUGAUCAAAACUCCAUUGCUGGUGGGGGAGGCUUCCUCCCUGACGACAACAACGACAAGGAUGACGAACUAUCCUCAUCUUCAAUCCGCAUAGCAACGAAAGUAAAGACGAUCCCACUCAGCGCAAUCCCGGAAGCACUAGCCAACCUCGGCUUGGACUCAUCCGAUCUCUCAGUCCUCUCCCUUUUUGCAGAGACAGCUUACGUUCCCUCCACAGCCUCAAGACGGCGGCUACCAGCGGGAGUGAGACCGGAAAAAGUGGUGGGGAGGCAGGAGUUUCAGCAGGUAGCAUCGGUGUUGUUGGAUGAGAUGAAGAGUCGGGCUCCCCACCCUGCUUCAGAACGAGAGGAGGAAGAAGAGGGUGGAAGGAGGAGACCUACUCGUCGAGCAGCAGUUCAGGGGAGGAAGAAAGCAGCUAGAUUCAUUGGCGAGGACGAUGCCGAAGGAUGGGAUGAGGGUGGGGGUGGGUUUAUGGUCGGUGAUGCUGCCGAUGAUUCCGAAGACGAUUUUGCGGUGGCUAGACAGAGAAGGAGGAGAGCAGGUCGGAAAGCGGCGAACUUGGAUACUGGGAGCGAUUUGACCGAUGAAGAUAGCGAGGGGGAAUUCGAUACAGAUGCAGCAACACCAAAUUCUAGUCGAAGGAGAAGAGGUCGUGUUGCUGCCUCCCCCUCCCCCUCCCCUUCACCUUCUCCUUCCGACGACGGGUCUGAGAGAACAACAAAACGUCAACGUCGCCAAAAGCCCUCCUCCGACGGCCGCACCAUGCGAUCGACAAACCAUUUGAACCCACUACAGCGCGAAAAGGCAGCCGCCCUAUUCCAGCUUCUACUCGAUCGGCUCCCCCCUUCUACCUUGCCACUAUCACAGAGGAGGGUUGGGACGGAGCAAUUAGCACAGAUUGUAAAGGAUAUAAGAGAAAAGAUAGCUCAGAAGGAGAUCGAAGAGAUGGUGGAGGAAGGGGCCAAGCUUUUUGCUCCCGCCAGCGAGGACGGGGAGAGGAAGAGUGGUCAGGCGAUUAGAGGGGCUGCUGCUGCUCAAGGGAUAGUAGGAGGGUCUAGUGUGGGGAUUGAUGAAUUUGCUGGUAUCCUUGUGCACAAUCGGUUGAUUUGA
Molecule: messenger RNA, 1368 nt
Organism: Ustilago hordei
Lineage: Eukaryota; Fungi; Basidiomycota; Ustilaginomycetes; Ustilaginales; Ustilaginaceae
Exons: 1
Coding region: 1-1368 (455 amino acids)
Source: RefSeq, a predicted model, not a curated record